UUAUAAAUACGCUCAAAAAUUACAACAUUUCCAAAUUUACAAUGGAAAAGAGUCAUACAAAAUCUCAUUGGGGCGAAUGUCCAGAAAUUUACGACUCAAAAUACGAAGUUCAAGAUGUAUUUUCCAUUUAUCCACCGGAGAAGCGUUUUAAAAUUGAAAUGCUUGGUGCAAUUGAUGAGCCGCAUCCAGUAAAAACAGUUCAAAUUGAAAAUCAUUUGGUAACUCAAACGGUCGAACUUCUAAAUCAUACAAAUCGCAUAAAAUCUAUGAUUGAGAUGUACAGUGAAGAAAUGGUUUAUUUGGCGAAUCAACGUCAAGUCCUGCCAACAAUCACGCUUUCAGCUGACACAAAGGCAUGUUUGGAAGAAUUACAUCAGCCCAUUACAUCCCCAUUCGAAACUCAUAAAGUGUCAGAUUUCACAUUAGGCAAACCGAAAGCAAUAUCACAAAUAAAUAAACCAGUGGUAAUGGACGUUAUUGGCAAAGCAUUGACUGGACUUUUGCGCAUUAAAGGAUUUGAUUAUUGCACAGAAAGCGGCUUGCUUAUGUUCAAGGAUGCGAUUGAAGAAUUUUACAAAUGUUUUAUGGAAAAAAUUAAUCAAGUGGUGGUGGCUGAUGACAAAGGAAUUAAUAAAAAGAUCGACAUAGAUACUUUGGAAAAGGCUUACAAAGCGAUGUCAAACUCAUCUCUCUUGAAUCUACAUAACUAUUACAAAAAUGAAAUCAUCAAUCGAAACCGUUCGGAAAUAAUUCGCUUCAAAAGCACACAAAUGGAAUAUGAGAAACUGGUCGAAGAAAGUGAAAAAAUUCAAAAAUUCAAUUUGAAAGAAGAAUACAUGAACAUGAUGAACAACAUAUCCAAGAAUGACAUGUCACCAUCCAGCUCUAAUCCAAAUGAUAGCGAUGCCUCCUCAAGUUUCAGUUUUAAAGACAGCAAUAUGUCGUACGAUAUGAAACAACAGUCUGAUGAAAAUACGAAUUUGUCAUUUUCUAUGAGCCAAUAGAUGUAGCAAACAAAAAGCAAAUAGAAAUAAGUAUCAUGAUAUAAUUGUUUGCAUUAUUAUAUUUUAUUAUUGUACCGAACAAAUACACUCAAUAAGUAUACACUGAAUAA
Molecule: messenger RNA, 1114 nt
Organism: Contarinia nasturtii (swede midge)
Lineage: Eukaryota; Metazoa; Arthropoda; Insecta; Diptera; Cecidomyiidae
Gene: Spt7
Exons: 8
Coding region: 42-1004 (320 amino acids)
Cellular component (GO): SAGA complex
Molecular function (GO): transcription coactivator activity
Source: RefSeq, a predicted model, not a curated record